Messenger RNA from Vicia villosa (hairy vetch), 853 nucleotides. Its product is annotated as stress enhanced protein 2, chloroplastic. The transcript has 2 exons. Gene Ontology annotation, biological process: cellular response to high light intensity. The record is from RefSeq and is a predicted model, not a curated record. Lineage: Eukaryota; Viridiplantae; Streptophyta; Magnoliopsida; Fabales; Fabaceae. The coding region runs from base 120 to 701 and encodes 193 amino acids.
UCUUCUUCCCCGCAUUCACUUACACGUUUUCAUUACGACUUAUACUCACUUCACUUAACACCUUAACAUUCAUCUUCCUCUUCCCAACUUCUCUAACUCCCAAACAAUCUCAUUCUUUCAUGGCAUCUACCACGCGCAUCACUCACUGCCAGCUCCGCCCGCCCACACCAUCCUCACGUCCUCUCCCCGAAAAACCCGGUCCGGUUCAAUUCUCCAUCCCAAAACCCAAACCAACCGAACCAGAAGGCGUCAACACAAACAUCCUUCUGCAGCCGCGGCUCUGCACUCUCAGAUCGUACGGUUCCGAUCCAAUCGGCGCCAUAAUCAAAACUCGCAAAGAAAAUACACAAGUUAGCGAUGACGUGUCCUCCUUCUUCGCCACACUUUCAGAAUAUAUUGAGAGUUCCAAGAAAAGCCAAGAUUUCGAAAUUAUCUCCGGUCGUCUCGCCAUGAUGGUGUUUGCGGCGACGGUUACGGUGGAGCUGGUGACCGGAAACUCGGUGUUCAGGAAAAUGGACAUUGCAGGAAUAACGGAGGCCGGUGGAGUUUGUUUAGGCGCGGUUACUUUCGCGGCUUUGUUUGCUUGGUUUUCAAGUGCGCGUUCCAAAGUGGAUCGAAUCUUUACCGUCAGCUACAAUUCGUUCAUUGAUUCGCUAAUUGAUCAAAUCGUCGACGGUUUAUUCUAUGAUGAAGAAAUCUGAUAUACGCUGCACAACAAUCAUAUAGUAUAAGGAAGAUACAUCGCAUGUAUUAGUAUAGAGUGUAUAUGUAUAUUGUAUAUUGUAUAUUGUAUAUUUAUACUAAAUUUUGGAUAAAUAGAAGAUGUAAUGUUGUUGCUAUGAUAAGUUGAAUG